AUGGCUCUGAUGUUGGUCAAGUUCGAUCUGAAAAAGCGAGUGAAGCUCGCUCAGACGGUCUGGUUCAUGUACUGGUUUGCUGUAAUGGCCGGCGUGCUGGUGUUCAGCAUGGGCCUGUUUAAGAUCGAGCUGAGAAAACGCUCGGAACUCAUGGACAACAACGAGAGCCACUUCUUACCCAACCUGCUCAUAGUUAUGGGUCUAAUAACGUGCGGCAUCAAUGCCUUAGGAGGAAAGGUCUGCAACGACUCCCUGGACCCUUCCAAGUUCGUGAAGUGGAAGCCCAUGUUGAAGACCUUCCUGGUGGUGUGCGUGGUCUUGAACGCUCUGCUGCUCGUGACGACUGUGCUGUGCUUCUUGAUGAAGAUCCCUCUGCAGUUCACUGACCGAGGGGCUGAAGAACGCAUGAAGUUCUACAAGGACACGGACACACCGGGCCGCUGCUACAUGAAGAGGACCCUGGACCUGAUGCAGAUGGAGUUUCGCUGCUGCGGGAACAACCAAUACAGAGAUUGGUUCGAGAUUCAGUGGGUCAGCAACCGCUACCUGGACUUCAGCUCGAAGGAAGUCAAAGACCGCAUCAGCAGCAAUGUGGACGGCCAGUACCUGAUGGACGGAGUCCCGUUCAGCUGCUGUAACCCAGCUCCCCGAGAACCCUGCAUCCAGCACCAGAUGACCAACAACUCCGCCUACUACAGCUACGACCACUACACCGAGGAGCUCAACGUGUGGCGGCGCGGCUGCCGUGACGCCCUGCUGUCCUACUACGGCGGCUUGAUGAACACCAUCGGAGCCUUAGUGCUGCUGAUCACUAUGCUGGAGCAGCAGCAGCAGCAGCAGCAGCCGCCCUGUGAGGAUGAACGCUCGGCUCACCCGUCUUAUUAUUUCAGGACGCUCGUCCACUAA
Molecule: messenger RNA, 906 nt
Organism: Pleuronectes platessa (European plaice)
Lineage: Eukaryota; Metazoa; Chordata; Actinopteri; Pleuronectiformes; Pleuronectidae
Gene: prph2a
Product: peripherin 2a (retinal degeneration, slow)
Biological process (GO): visual perception
Cellular component (GO): membrane
Source: RefSeq, a predicted model, not a curated record